Messenger RNA from Neltuma alba, 1005 nucleotides. Its product is annotated as aquaporin TIP2-1-like. The transcript has 3 exons. Gene Ontology annotation, biological process: transmembrane transport; water transport. Gene Ontology annotation, cellular component: membrane. Gene Ontology annotation, molecular function: water channel activity. The coding region runs from base 59 to 805 and encodes 248 amino acids. The record is from RefSeq and is a predicted model, not a curated record. Lineage: Eukaryota; Viridiplantae; Streptophyta; Magnoliopsida; Fabales; Fabaceae.
UUAUUCUGAAUAUUUCACUUUCCUAUCUUUUAAGGGUUCCCCUAGAAACUUCUGAAAGAUGGCAGGCAUAUCUUUGGGACGCUUUGAUGAUUCUUUCAACUCGGCCUCCAUUAAGGCCUAUAUCGCUGAGUUCAUAUCCACCUUGCUCUUUGUUUUUGCUGGUGUUGGUUCAGCCAUGGCCUAUGGGAAGUUGACAUCAGAUGCAGCUCUUGACCCUGCUGGUUUGGUAGCAAUUGCAGUAUGCCAUGGUUUUGCUCUCUUUGUGGCUGUCGCUGUUGGUGCCAACAUCUCAGGUGGCCAUGUUAACCCAGCUGUCACCUUCGGAUUGGCUCUUGGUGGCCAGAUCACCAUCCUCACUGGUAUCUUCUACUGGAUUGCUCAACUUGUUGGCUCCAUUGUGGCAUGCUUACUCCUCAAGUUCGUCACUGGAGGCUCGGCGAUCCCCAUCCACAGCGUAGCUGCAGGAGUCGGAGCUGGUGAAGGAGUAGUGAUGGAGAUCAUCAUCACAUUCGCAUUGGUCUACACAGUGUACGCCACAGCAGCCGACCCCAAGAAGGGCUCAUUGGGCACAAUCGCACCCAUAGCCAUUGGAUUCAUCGUCGGAGCUAACAUCUUGGCCGCUGGACCAUUCUCCGGUGGUUCAAUGAACCCAGCUCGCUCAUUUGGCCCCGCCGUGGUCAGCGGCGACUUCCACGACAACUGGAUCUACUGGGUUGGACCCCUGGUCGGCGGUGGCCUCGCCGGUCUCAUCUACGGCAAUGUGUUCAUGACCACUGAGCACGUUCCUCUGGCUAGUGAAUACUGAUUUGUUUUGAACCUGUGGGGCUUGAAAAAAUUCGUGCUUUUCUGAAAUAAAGAAAAGGAGGAAAGCCAUCUUUCUUUUGAUUUUCCUUCCUUUUCUUUUCCUUUUCUUUUGUACUGGGUCUUUUUGUUCUGUUUUGAUUCGAACUUGUAAAGAUGGUUGAGCUCCAUUCUUCUUUUUCCUGUCCCAGUUCCACACUCAUU